CGGAUGGAGCCUUCGCGGUAUAUAAGCGCGGGCCAGGGCGGGCGACUGCACAACACCACUUGUUGCCGACGACAGUGCCUGCCUGUUGACAUCGCUGGAACCACACUUCAUACGAACCAGGAUGGUGCGAGCAAGCUGCCUGCUAGCGAGCUGCGUGCUCAUGGCUCUUCUGCUGGUUGUACCUUCAUCUGCUUACCCCAGGUACCCGAGCAACUAUUUCCGCGAAGAUUUGGGCCAGUACGAACCUGAAGAGAUCAUGGACAUGCUGAACCGCCUCGGAAACCUUAUCCAGAUCGAACGCAAAAUGGAAAACUAUAAAGAUGACAUUACUAGCGAGAAGCGAGCCCUCGAUCUCGGUCUUAGCCGCGGCUAUUCUGGAGCUCUCCAAGCCAAGCACCUCAUAGGUCUGGCAGCCGCCAACUACGCCGGCGGACCCGGAAGGAGGCGACGAGAUGCCAACUAAACAUAAGCAACCCGAAAACUGCACUGAGAUGGACAACUUACAACCGUCAACCAUCUACUCUGAAACCGGCAACCACAUCUCUGCAGUGACAUCACGCACGUCAUUCACAAUCUGGCUGGCUACAUUAUCAACAAAUCAUUCAUAUAGUAUAGUCAACUUUAUUCAAAUUAAAGCUUAAUGAAAAAUUUCUAUUCGGUGAUUUAACCUCCAAAUAUUCUUAAUGGUUAACGAUAUGUAACGCUUCAAAUGAUUCAAUUCUAGUCAUAGCAAUCUGUAAGACAGUACCGUACAAAGCGUAUUUUUCUAUUAUGUAGUUCAGAGUUUUAAUAUACUGUAGUCUUAUGUUUAGUAAGUCUUAGACUUGAUUUUAAUAUUCCAAGCUUUGUUCCUUAAUAAAUGAUCUGUAGACGACAAAAAUGCUUUUGACUGAUUUUGAUACUGUAUUUCUACGAGUCCAAGAUUGUACCUGUUCUAGUCAUUCCUAGUCAUCUAUGAAAAAAUCAACUGGUCUUUGUUCAUUUCGGUGUUGGUAACUUCAGUACUUAGUUAUCAUUAAAUAUGUUUCUACUAGUAAGGUUUAACCUCGGAAUGCUGUCUUGAAACGCUUAAUAUUUAUUGUAAAUUAGAAUUACUACAUUUCUUAAAAAAUCCCAGCUUUAUGCUUAGUAUAUUGUGUCAUAGAUUCAAUGUUACCAUUCCUAUGUAUGUACGUGGCAAAUUAGUGUUUAGAUAAAAAUUAAGUGAUAAAUAUCUCCUGUCUAGAGUUUAUUGUUAAAAAUAAAGAGAUAUUCAUAUUUAUAUAAA
This is a messenger RNA of Trichoplusia ni (cabbage looper), 1267 nucleotides long. It is a transcript of the gene Dh31, whose product is annotated as diuretic hormone class 2. The transcript is spliced from 5 exons. Gene Ontology annotation, biological process: body fluid secretion. Lineage: Eukaryota; Metazoa; Arthropoda; Insecta; Lepidoptera; Noctuidae. The coding region runs from base 122 to 463 and encodes 113 amino acids. The record is from RefSeq and is a predicted model, not a curated record. Gene Ontology annotation, molecular function: G protein-coupled receptor binding; diuretic hormone activity.